Oldenlandia corymbosa var. corymbosa is the source of this 1210-nucleotide messenger RNA. NCBI's taxonomy places the organism in Eukaryota, Viridiplantae, Streptophyta, Magnoliopsida, Gentianales, Rubiaceae. The record is from the annotation of a GenBank genome assembly.
CCAAUAUUCCAGCAAGAAGCAAAAUUCGAAUCAGUCUUUCAACUUUAAAAAACCGUCUUUCUUCCUUUCUCUCCGGCAGCCAUGGCGGCCAUGGUGCCCGAAGUUACAAUGAUCUGCAUUGACACUUCCGAACCGAUGCGGAUGACCGAUUAUGCUCCGUCAAGGUUUAACGCUCAAGCCGACACAAUUGACCUUAUAUCCGAUUCGAAAUUCUCGGCCGAUUCUGGGCACCAAUUGGGAUUAUUGACGAUGGGCAGCAAUCGGGGCGGCGUUAAAUUGCUGGUUAAUCCGACCAACGAUCUUACCGAACUCUCGACCCGGUUGCGGGAUGCGGAAAUUGGUGGCCGGAUGGAAUUGGCAACCGGGCUCGAUGUGGCCCAAUUGCCCCUGAAUCAGAACAAGAAUCUCCGUCGGCGAAUCAUUGCUUUUGCCGGGAGCCAUGUUCAUGACAUGAAAAAGGAUUUGGUGACGGUCGGAACGAAUUUGAAGAAUAAAGGGAUUGCCCUCGACGUAAUCAGCUUCGGUGAAGGUGAUGAAUCGAAGAUUGAGAAGCUCUCUGCUUUAGUGGCUGCUGCCAACGACGACGGAAUAAAUGGCGGUGGUAACAGCCAUUUUAUUCACGUUCCUCCGGGUCGGGGCGCUCUCUGUGACGGGCUUGUGAGUACCGGGAUAUUUUCCGGUGGGUAUGGUGAUAGAGAGAGUAGGAAACGCGCCGCCGCCGCCGCCGCUUCUGCGUUAGUCCGCCGCCGGCGAGGUGCUUUUCACAUGGAUGAUGAUUUUGAGGAGGAGGACGAGCCGCAACGCAUAGUAGCCGGUCGUGCUGAGGAUUUUGGAUUUGAUGAUGUUAUCGGGGGUCGUGGAUUUGCCGAUGAUGAUUUUGUAUUACCCGGAGGCGUUGGCGGUGGGGAUGAGUUCGUGGAAUAUGAUGAAGAGGAUCCUGAACUUGCUCUGGCUCUUCAACUUUCAGUGGAAGAGGAACGGGCCAGGCAAGAAGCUGCUGCGCGACAGGGCUGAAUCUGAUUGAGCUUCAGAAUAACACCAUCUGUAAUUUUUUAUUCGUCCUACAUCAAACAAGUUCUGUUUUUUUUGAUCGAUCUUUUUUAUUUAAAGAUUUCUUAGUUUAUUGAACUUUUUGAAAAUUUUGUUGUCAAUGAUGAAACAAUUUAAUUCCUCUGUAAUUUUACUUCUUCAAGACAUGAUUUUAUUGACC